Molecule: messenger RNA, 690 nt
Organism: Benincasa hispida (wax gourd)
Lineage: Eukaryota; Viridiplantae; Streptophyta; Magnoliopsida; Cucurbitales; Cucurbitaceae
Gene: PEI1
Product: Zinc finger C-x8-C-x5-C-x3-H type family protein
Molecular function (GO): metal ion binding
Source: RefSeq, a predicted model, not a curated record
CAAAGCUGUUAUAUUUAUAUUUCCAAAAAAAGAAGAAUAAAAAAAAUGUUUCAAGGGUUUGUUUUUGGCAUUAAUGACGUGUACGGUCACGAAUUCUCCGCCGUGUCUGUGCCGGAAAUCGACGACACGGCGAUGUUCAGCUCCGACGAGUUUCGAAUGUACGCUUACAAGAUCCAACGGUGUCCAAGAAACCGCAGCCACGAUUGGACGGAAUGUCCGUACGCCCACCGCGGCGAGAAGGCUCAACGCCGUGACCCACGGCGGUUCAAUUACACUGCUGUGGCCUGCCCAGCUUUUCGGUCGGGCAGCUGCCCGAAGGGCGAUUUUUGUGAAUUUGCUCAUGGGGUUUUUGAGUACUGGCUUCACCCAGCCCGGUACCGGACCCGGGCCUGUAAUGCGGGCCGGUUUUGUCAACGCAAAGUUUGUUUUUUUGCUCACUCGCCGAAGGAGCUCCGGCCAGAGACCAAACAGAAGUUUAAUUUUAAUGCUCACCGGCAGCGUGUGGCGGUGGCUGACGUUGAAAGUCCGUCAGAGGAAAAAUUUGACGGCGCUUCGGAAAUUCCGGUGAGGGGAACCAGCGGUGGACGGGAAAAACAACGGAGUUUUGGGUUGGAGGUAUCGGAAUUGGACUUGCCGCAUGUUGAAUGGAUAUCGGAAUUGUUGCAGUAAAUUAAAUUUUAAAAAAAUACU